Gymnodraco acuticeps is the source of this 2481-nucleotide messenger RNA. RefSeq names its product zinc finger BED domain-containing protein 1-like. The coding region runs from base 899 to 2077 and encodes 392 amino acids. The record is from RefSeq and is a predicted model, not a curated record. Gene Ontology annotation, molecular function: DNA binding; protein dimerization activity. The transcript is spliced from 2 exons. Lineage: Eukaryota; Metazoa; Chordata; Actinopteri; Perciformes; Bathydraconidae.
GGUGGGAUCAGGGUGUUAGUUAUCACACAUGCCUGCUAGACAUGCCUAAUGAAGAAGUCAAAGAUGUACCACUCUGAACCCAGCAUCUCUUAUGCCUCUCCCAGAAGACGGUGACGAACAUGACUGUGUUGCCGAGCUUCUUAUUGUAUGUACUCCCAGACCUGACUUAAAAGAUGUACCCCUGACCAACCCUGACCUCAUUUUGUAUGUUGAUGGGUCCGCCUCUCGCGACCCUGUGGGCACUUAUCGGGUGGGUUUCUCUGUUGUUUCAGAUUCUGCUGUUCUCUGUUCCGGACCGCUCCCAUGCCACCUCUCAGCACAAGCAGCAGAGCUCGUAGCACUCACUGAGGCCUGCACUUUUGCAAAAGGCAAAUCUAAGUCUGCUGGCUCACAGAGAGUGACUACGCCCACUCAGAAUCAACCUACCCAGAAUCAACCUACCCUCCAAGCUCUUUUUGAGCACCAUAUUAAGUACCCAAAGGAGUCCAAAGAUGCUACAAGGCUCAACAGGGCAGUGGCAGAGUUCAUCUGUAUAGACCAAAUGCCAAUAUAUGUAGUUGAAAAGGCUGGCUUCAGAAACCUUGUACAGCAUCUGGACAAAAGGUAUAACCUCCCCUCUAGGAAUUUCUUUAUGUAUAAUGAAAUUCCCAAGAUCUAUAAUGAGACGAGAUCUAUAAUCAGUGCACAGCUGACACCAAAGCCAUUCUUCUCCUGCACUACGGACCUCUGGACCAGCAGAACUGUAGACACAUACAUGGCUGUAACAGUCCAGUUCAUAACAAAGUCCUGGGAAAUGCAGUCCUGAUGCUUAGGAUGCUCUGCAUUGCACUCUGACCACACAGCUGACACUCUGAAGGAAGCCCUGGAGGAAAUUGUCACAGAUUCCUGGGGGCUAGAUAUGGCCAAAAUGUCUGGUAUCACAACAGAUAAUGCUUCUAACAACCGCAAGGCUUUUGCUGACUACACCUGGAUACCCUGUUUUGGUCACAACUUACAUUUGUCAGUCAACAAAGCCAUAGACAUUGAUCGUGUGGCAAGCUGUCUGUCCCGGAUCCGCAAGACUGUCUCUGGCUUCUCAAGAUCUAAUAAGAUGUCAAGACUGCUGAAAGACAAACAGAAAUCUUUACAGCUGCCACCACACAAACUAAUUCACGAUGAGCCCACCCGAUGGGGAUCCACCUAUGAUAUGGUGGAACGAUUUUGUGAGCAGCAGCAAGCUGUCUCUGCUAUUCUGGCUGAGGACAGAAAGAAGUGGCACCUGAUGCCCAGAGACACAGACAUGACAACUUUGGAAAUUGUGAGGGACGUCCUGGCUCCACUUAGUGAUUUCACAGAUGCCCUAAGUGGAGAGAGAGAAACAACAAUCUCAUCAGUCCUGCCACUCAUGUGGAAGAUAAGAGCCUGCACAGAAGAUGAGGAAGGUGACCGUCCACUGCUGCUGGAAAUGAAGCACAGAAUUAGAGAAGACUUAGAAAAGAGAUACAAUGAGCACGAUCUGAAGAUGAUGCUAAACAUCUCCACUUUCCUAGAUCCAAGAUUUAAGAGUACGUUUGUUACUAUGGAAGAGGAAGUCAAGAGGGAACUGCUCCUCAAAGCUGAGACCGUUAUGCUUCCUAUGGAGGAGCAACCAGAAGACUCAGAGGACAAUAGAGGAGGAGCAGCUGCUGCGGCUGCAGGGAAGAGAAAAAUAAGUGACCUAAAACAUUUGCUCUGCAGUAUCACCUCAGAAAAGAAGGGGGCAGAUCAUUCUGGAACAAGACAAGAUUCUUCCACACCCACAAUACCCACAGAUAAACUAAAUGGUGAGAUCACUGACUACAAGCUAUUAACAGACAUUAGCCCUGCAGAGGACCCCCUGACCUGGUGGAGUCAACAUGAGGUACACCUGCCCAUGCUGGCUCGCUUUGCAAAACAGUAUCUGUGCAUUCCAGCAUCCAGCUGUGCAUCUGAACGCGUCUUCAGCACAUCUGGAAACAUCUGCAGUCCUAGGCGUUCUAGACUGACUGAGGAACACUUAGAAACCCUUGUUUUCUUGGCCAAAAAUCUUAACAAGGCAAAGGAACUGAAUAAAAAAUGAAAACCAGCCUGCCACCCUAGGACUAAGGUUUAGUCUGAGUAGGGACAUAAUCAAGCCAGUUAUGCUGCUAAACAGUAGGGCUAUGUUCUAUGUCUUUUGUCGGAGACCUCAUUGCUCGUUUAAUAUACAAAUCUAUUUUGAAAAAAGUUGUUUGUUUAAUUUUAUUUAAUACGAAUUCUUGUCAUUUAUUUUAUUUAUUGUUCUCAUUGUUUAAAAGUGUGUGUUAUGGUUCUGGUGAAUAGUAUAGUAUAUAUAGUAUGUGUGUGUAUAGUGAUCUGGUGUGAAAUAAAGCACAAUAAUUACAUUUCAGUCUGUUUCCCUUUUUUUAAGAAAAGUAUCGCAAUUCUUGACUUUGUAUCGGUAUCGAAACCAAAAUGUUGGUAUCGUGACAACACUACUGCAGA